AUGACGCUCGUCGACAUACGUGUCGAGCUCCCUGCCUUCUCCCGGACUAUCAAUGUCCAGGUUCCUGACUCUGCAACUAUUCUUGAGGUGAAGGAGGAAAUUUCGCGGGUCUGUAUUGGCUCUCCGCGUGUUGACGGACAACGAGUUAUAUGGAGAGGUCGCCCGCUUGUCAACAGCGAGAGAAUACAGGAACUUUGGAAGUCUCCUGAAGAACCACGAAUUGUUCAUUUAGCCGUGCAUCCAUCAGCAUGGGCUUCUACCCCGCCAGACAUUCCGCCAACAUCUGGUCCCACUCUUUCAACUACAUCUAUUCCUUCGUUCGCUACCCCUCCACUCGCGCCGACUCCAUCCGUUCCUUCUCCAAACCGCCCAACCGCACUUGCAUACGCUUCUGCGCGUCACGAACAGGCCGUUAGUGCACUAGAGCAAAGACCAGUUAUUCCUCUGGAAGCAGAGACACUUGUACAACGGUCUGCCGCUAUCCAGAUCGUUGAGAACCAUGGAUGGCAAUGGCCUGCCAUUCUUGACCAAGAAUUCCCUCUUCGGGAACCCGGUGGCGCCAAAUACGAACAGGCUGUGAUAGACGGCAAGACCUAUCUACGUCUGGUUGUUGAUGAGCAACCCACCGCGAUCCAACGCCACGCAUUCAAGGUUCUAGCUAUGACCUUCCCCAUAUUAGCGAUACCCAUCCCUACACCAACACCGACUCAGACUGCCACUGUCUCCCAUGCAGUCCCUGAUGUCAAUGCACUCUUCCAACAAAUCGGCGUUCCAGUUGCGCGUAAUGCGGCCAAUAUGAAUCCAAUGCCUCCACCCGCCCCAGCCGCUUUAGAAAUUCCUUUGCGUCCACUUCUUGUGCCGCUACUUUUCCUGAUACUCCGAACCGCUGUUCUGCUCUACUUCUUCGCGCCUGCGAGGAAACCCGUAUUUGGCAUCAUGAUUGUCUUGUGGAUGUUGUAUGAAGUUUGGCGGCCCAUUCGACAAGGCCUUGCAAGAGGGUGGAAUCGUGGUGCGCCAGACGGUGCCAGGCAAAACCAAGCGCCUGACCACCUGCAACCUCAAGCUCAGCAACAACCUCAACAGCAGCCACAAGCAGAUGCUGCGGCUGGAGGUGUCAAUCGUGGCGGCCAAAUAUUUAAUCGUCCUGUUGGAGCCCGCGCUGGAGGAAAUGCUGCCAACGAGCUGGAUCAGCAGGUCGAUGCUAUUUUCGAUGGCCUGGCGAAUAUUAAUAUCGAGAACGAGCAAGAUGUCUUUCGACGAAAUGCGCCCGAGCCAGGAUUAGGCAGCAAAGUGGUCACGUUUGUUUCGUUGUUCGUUUCAACGUUGCAUCCAGCGGUAUGGAAUCGGAGGCGGGCGGUAUUAAGACAGAGGGAAACCCAGAUUCGAGUUGACGCAAAUGCGCGUGCAGCAGAGUUGGAUGCCAACACUGAAGACCCAGAGGCUCGGGCUCGCAUCGAAAGACAACAGGAGCUUAAUGCUCAACAUGAACAACGCCCUCGAUGGCUGAGAGAGUAUAUUGGGAGGGUUGUAGACGGAGGCUGGGUUGACGAAGCCGAUUAA
Mycena indigotica is the source of this 1560-nucleotide messenger RNA. RefSeq names its product NAD binding rossmann fold. Lineage: Eukaryota; Fungi; Basidiomycota; Agaricomycetes; Agaricales; Mycenaceae. The record is from RefSeq and is a predicted model, not a curated record. Gene Ontology annotation, biological process: endoplasmic reticulum unfolded protein response. The transcript is spliced from 3 exons. Gene Ontology annotation, molecular function: protein binding. Bases 1 to 1560 code for a protein of 519 amino acids.